This is a messenger RNA of Alnus glutinosa, 2741 nucleotides long. RefSeq names its product G-type lectin S-receptor-like serine/threonine-protein kinase SD1-13. Gene Ontology annotation, molecular function: protein serine/threonine kinase activity; ATP binding. Bases 183 to 2591 code for a protein of 802 amino acids. The transcript is spliced from 7 exons. NCBI's taxonomy places the organism in Eukaryota, Viridiplantae, Streptophyta, Magnoliopsida, Fagales, Betulaceae. Gene Ontology annotation, biological process: protein phosphorylation; recognition of pollen. The record is from RefSeq and is a predicted model, not a curated record.
GAAAGUGGAAAUUAAUAAUUUUCUCCAAUUGACGGGUGGAAAAUCAAACGAGAAAGUGGAAAGCUACACAUUUUUCAUAGGAAAGCUCAUGAGAAAUUGCAGCCUGGUCGAACUCUAUAUAUACACCCAAAAAGAACACCAUACUUAAGCAAAUUGAGCAGUCUGUGCUGCCAGAUACAAAUAUGAGCAGUAGAAUUUCCCUGCUGUUUUUGUUCUGCCUUGGUUUGCAGUUCACCAAUGCUACCGUCACUGAUACUAUCCGACCAGGACAAUCACUGACCACAUCGGACUACAUUCAAUCUGCCAACGGAAGGUACAAACUGGGUUUCUUUUCUCAAAAAAACUCGAUAAAGUAUCACGUGGGAAUACGGUUCUCUAAUGCUUCUGACCGCAACGUAGUUUGGGUUGCAAACAGGGAGCAGCCAUUCCCAAACUCCUCUGCCGUUCUUACCUUCAACGCGGAUGGGAAUCUUGCAAUAUGCGAUGGCAGAUUGUUGCAGUACCUUCUGAUCACUAACGUCGCUUCAGGUGGCAACAAUACCUAUGCCAGGCUAUUAGAUACAGGUAAUCUUAUACUGAACAACACGGCCUUAGGUAUUUUGUGGCAGAGCUUUGACCAUCCUACAGAUACUCUUUUGCCCGGAAUGAUGAUUAAAGAUAAUAAGACAGGAUGGUCAUUAACAUCAUGGAAAAGCAAUGAAGACCCUGAUCCUGGUCUUUUCUCUCUGCAUCUGGGUUCUCGGAAAGAACUAAUCGUAAUGAAGGGGUCUGAACCAUACUGGACUACUCCACUCAUUGGUCAGCUAGCUGAUAUGUUCGACAUUUAUGGGGACUACAUUUCUUACACUACUAGUAAUAAUUAUCCUUCUGAUUUUAAAAGAGUGUCGUUGAGUGUAAAAGGGGAGCUUCGACUGCAGACAAUAUCGUCAAACAGUUUCCAAUCUUCAAGUUUGUCCGGAUCAUUAAAGUGUGGGGCUUAUGCUUUCUGCGGUGAGUUCAGCAUAUGCAGUGAGACAGCCGCUGAGCCAUGCGACUGUUUGCCAGCAUUCAAACCCAAUACUACUCUAGGAUGUAAGAGAAAAACAGAUUUUCCGUGCAGCGAUGUUGUUCAGAAACCUGGGUUUCUUCCCAUUUCUAAAGUUUUUUUGCCCAGUAAUCCCCAGCCGUUGCAGUACGUUGGCAACGCUUCAGAGUGCGAAUCAGCUUGCUUGAUAAACUGCGAUUGUACCGGUUAUGCUUAUGAUCAAGAGCAUCGCUGCCUGGUAUGGGAAGGUCCUCUGUUAAAUAUGAAACAAUUCUCAGAAGAUAAUACAUAUAAACAAGACUUCUAUCUGAAACUUGCUCGUCCGGACUUGAUUCUCAAAGACACAAACUCAACGAAUGCAACUGUAACAGAUACAGGAUUUAAGAAUUUGAAGGAUAUAUGGAAAAUUGUCUUUCCGACUGCAUCCAUCGCAGUGGUUGUUACAUUGGGCCUUUGUAUUUAUUAUGUGAGGAGAAAGCUGAGAAGGAAGGGGGAGGAUUUGUUACUGUUAGAUUUGGGCAUGACCCUAAAGGCUAAUAAUUCGGAGCAUGGAGAAGUCCAAAUGCCCUUAUUCAGUUUCGCAAGUGUUUCUGCUGCAACUGAUAAUUUCUCAUAUGCAAAUAAGCUCGGUGAGGGUGGUUUUGGACCUGUUUACAAGGGAAUCUUACUCAAAGGGGACGGGGUAGCUGUAAAAAGGCUUUCAAAAAGAUCUAGGCAAGGUUGGGAGGAGCUAAAAAAUGAAGCAAUGCUCAUAGCCAAGCUCCAACACAAGAAUCUUGUUAGACUUUUGGGUUGCUGCAUUGAACGAGAUGAAAAGAUACUAGUUUAUGAGUAUAUGCCCAAUAAAAGCUUGGAUCUCUUCCUUUUUGAUGAUGAGAAGCGCAAGAUAUUAGGUUGGAGGACUCGUGUUGGAGUCAUUGAAGGAAUUGCUCAAGGACUUCUUUAUCUUCAUCAAUAUUCCAGACUAAGGAUUAUUCAUAGGGACUUAAAGCCUAGCAAUAUCUUGUUGGACAUCAAUAUGAAUCCCAAGAUAUCAGAUUUCGGAAUGGCAAGAAUAUUUGGCGGAAAUGAGUCACAAGCAAAUACAAAUAGGAUUGUCGGCACUUAUGGUUAUAUGUCCCCUGAAUAUGCUUUGGAAGGCCUCUUUUCAAUCAAAUCCGAUAUUUUUAGUUUUGGCGUCAUAUUGUUAGAGAUUGUGAGUGGCAGGAAGAAUACUGGUUUUUAUCAAACUGACUGUUUCCAUCUUAUUGGAUAUGCAUGGGAAUUAUGGACAAGUGAUAGGGGAUCAUACUUGGUGGAUCCACUACUUGAUGAUAUAUCCUCUACGCAGAUGGUAUUGAGAUAUGUUAACAUAGCUCUCCUAUGUCUUCAAGAAAGUGCAGAUGAUAGACCUACCAUGUCUGACAUUGUCGCCAUGCUUAACAAUGAAAGUGGAGUUCUACCUUAUCCCAAGGAACCUGCUUUCUUAAAUAUGAGAAGUAUGUUGAAGGCAAACCCAAUUAAUAGCAGCAUGAUAGAAAUCUAUUCUGUGAGCGGUGCAACAAUUUCAAUUAUGGAAGGCCGGUAACAUUUGCAAGUCUAGCCGUAAGUGUUCCUAUUCCCCAAGUAAAUUGUUAGAAAACAUUCAAUCUUUUUGCCUAUGGUCUAUAGCAUUAUUCAAUUGUGUAUUGAAUAUUUGGAUCUUUUGCCAUAUAAUGUGGAAUUAUAGUUUUUAAUA